AAACCAAUAAUGUGGCCAAACCCCGUCAUUGAAGAAAUUGACAUGCUGCAGGGAAGCACUGUUUCUCAACUAAAACACCAACUGCACAAACACUUGAAAUGCAAGACAUAUUUAAUUGUUUUGGAUGAUGUCCCUAACACUCUGCUUUGGGAUGAUAUCCACCAAUGUUUUCCCAAUGACUCAAUUGGAAGUCGGAUAUUGGUAACCACUCUUUUCACUGAUGUGGUUGAGUACAUCUGCAAAGAUCGGGGUAUCAUCAUGAGGCUGCCUUACCUAAAUUACGACGAGAGUUGGGUUCUAUUUUCUCACAGAUUUUCUCUUAAACAGCAUAUGACACCCAAAUUUGAAGAAAUUGCGAAGCAUCUUGUUGAGGAAUGCAGAGGGUUGCCCCGCUCAAUUGUUACAGUUGCAGACCGUCUAUCUACAUGCAACUGCACAUUGAAGGAAUGGAAGAAGAUCGAGAAAGAAUUACUGUCAUUGGGAACUCUACAUAGAGAUAAACGACACUUGAUAUUCAGACACACUAGAAUCAGAAGAAUCAGAAGAAGACCAAGAAAAAGAAGAAGAAGAACAGGCCAGGCUUAAUUUAAUAUACACACAUUUAAUUUGUUUGCAUGUUUAGUAUUCAUAUUUGGCCUGCUCAUUUUAUAUAUAUAUAUUUAUUUAUUUAUUCAUUCAUUUUCGAUGAUUUUUAUGAUAUUUGUCUGGUUGGUUUGCCAAUAUGAAGGGACUAAAAAAUGUAUUCAAUAAUAAUAUCAGGAAAAAGAAGAAGAGUCAGAAGAAGAGUAUGAUGGAUGGCAGUAUACAGAUACGGAAGAGUCAGAAGAAGAAGGACAUGAUGUAUGAGGCUAUCAUAGCUACAUAUGACUUUGCCUUCCAUUUUCAUUCUAGAAUUUCCCACUUUUUGGUCAUAUAUAUUUUAACUUUUAUAUCAUUGUGAGGCAAAUGUGCCUUAACUUUCCUCAUAUUAUUU
Messenger RNA from Ipomoea triloba (trilobed morning glory), 973 nucleotides. RefSeq names its product disease resistance protein RPM1-like. Gene Ontology annotation, biological process: defense response to other organism. Gene Ontology annotation, molecular function: ADP binding. The coding region runs from base 10 to 585 and encodes 191 amino acids. Lineage: Eukaryota; Viridiplantae; Streptophyta; Magnoliopsida; Solanales; Convolvulaceae. The transcript has 2 exons. The record is from RefSeq and is a predicted model, not a curated record.